GCUCGCCCGCCCAUCCAUCCAUCCAUCCAUCAUCCCCCAUCAUCACCUCAACAACCACCACCACCACCACCACCGGCCGGCCGUCGUCACACGGUUCGCCCGCCGCCUCGCCUGCCGUCGCUGCCGCCGCAGCGCGACCACCACCAAGCCCCCAUUUCCAUCCCACCCGCCCUCUCUCGCCGGAAAGCGAUCCGAUCUGGCCGGCCGGGGAGCUCAUCCGCCGCCCACACACGGACCUGCCUGGACAGCUGCGUGUGCGAGGGCCGUGACUGAACGCCCGCCACCACCCCCCGUUUCCCAACAAACCCCCCCGGAACAAGGGCACUGAAGCGGAAACAAGAAGAAAAAAAGAAGACACACCCCUCCCCCCCUAGGUCAUUUCUCAUAUUCUCCUUCUUUUCCUCUCUUCUUCUUCUCCUUCUCCUCCUGCUCGCAACUUGGGUCUUUCGCCGCCCUCCUCCUCGGCCACUACGCCAUUCAACCUCGGGUUCCGUCUCGACUCACUCUCUCGUGCCUGCCUGUCAACCGCCGACCGACCAAAAAAAAAAAGAUGACGACUACCGAGCAAGCUCCCGCGUCCAACACGACGCCGGUGGCGGAGAAGCCCACUGCCGUCGACGCUCCCGCGGCGGAGACUGCUGCUGCAGCAGCUGUCCCUGCCGCAUCCAACGGCACUGACGCGGCCGCCGCCGCUCCCGUUCCCGCUGCUGCUGCGCCGCCCAACGGCAUCGACGCGCCUGCACCCGCCGUCAAGACACUCGCCAGCACCGAUGCCGCCACCGGCUCAGGUGUCGCCGGCGCCGACAUCACAACCAAGACCACCGUGGCCGCCGAGACGCCCCUUUCUAAGCUCACAGGUCGCCUCCCCACCAUGCUCGACCAGGUUGGCCAUACCGAGAUGUGGGGCGUCGAGCUCUCCGUGUCCCCCGACCACGCGCCCUCGCAGGUCAUACUGCAAAAGUUUCUGCGCGCCAACAAUGGCGAUGCCGCUGCCGCCGAGAAGCAGCUCGUCGCGGCCCUCGAGUGGCGCAAAAAGGUCAAUCCUGCUGCCCUCGUCUCCGAGGUCUUUGACGGCGCCAAGUUUGGCGGUCUGGGCUACGUGACGGUUCACGCCGACCCCGCCACGGGCAAGGAGACGGUCAUCACCUGGAACAUUUACGGCUCCGUCAAGAACAACAAGGCCACGUUUGGCAACGUGCAAGAGUUCAUCAAGUGGCGUGCCGCCCUCAUGGAGCUCGGCGUUCAGAAGCUGCACCUCAACGACAUCCAGGAGCGCAUUCCCGAGGGCCCCGACGCCGCCGACCCCUACCAGAUGCUCCAGGUGCACGACUACCAGUCCGUCAGCUUCUUCCGCAUGGACCCCGACGUCAAGUCCGCCAGCAAGGAGACGAUCCAGACCUUUUCCACAGCGUACCCGGAGCUGCUAGCCCACAAGUUCUUCGUCAACGUGCCUGCCAUCAUGGGCUGGGUCUUUGGCGCCAUGAAGUUCUUCCUCGCGCCCGCGACGCUGCGCAAAUUUCACCCCAUGACGUCUGGCACCACCCUGGCGACGGAGCUCAAGGGCAUCGUCGGCAGCCUGCCCAAGGAGUACGGCGGUCAGGGUCCGAGCGUCAAAGAUGGCGAGACAGUCAAGCUGCAGACGACUUCGGAGCAGCCGCAGGGUGCCAAGGAGGAUGGCCCCAAGACGGCGACUGUGACCAAGACCGAGGGCGAGGCCAAGACCCCAGAAGCUGGCAAGCGCGAUGACGCCGCCGUGACGGCCGAGCUUCCCGCUGCGGCGCCCGUGGAGGCCAAGACCGAUGCCGCUCCUGUCGCGGCAUCGGAGGCGAAAACGGAGCCCGUCGAGCCUGUCAAGGCAGCCGAGGUCGAGGAGACUAAGCCUGCCGAGCCGGUCACCGAGCCCACCCCCGAGCCGGUGGAGGCGUUGGCAGAGAAAGCCGAUGCCCCGCAGCAGGCCAACAAGGAGGUCGCCGCUUGAGGGCAAACGCUGUCCUUGAGGUUUUCAGUCUGGCAGAUCGGGUGGACAUCUUUCCUCGCAUCGUCUUUUGUCGCUCAUGUUUUUUGUCGCUCUUCUUGUUGCUUUGGGCGCGAUGGUACAGCGGCGAUAAUACCCUCCCCUCCGUGUAAUUUUGAGCGUCCGCUUAGACACCCCCUAUUUCUUUGAUUCCGAAUAGACAGACGAGACGGUUUCCGUGGCUGACGAACACGUCGACCGUUGUACUUUAUGCG
Molecule: messenger RNA, 2229 nt
Organism: Purpureocillium takamizusanense
Lineage: Eukaryota; Fungi; Ascomycota; Sordariomycetes; Hypocreales; Ophiocordycipitaceae
Gene: SFH5
Product: Non-classical phosphatidylinositol transfer protein (PITP)
Exons: 2
Coding region: 551-1978 (475 amino acids)
Biological process (GO): regulation of exocytosis; Golgi to plasma membrane protein transport
Cellular component (GO): plasma membrane; cortical endoplasmic reticulum; cytosol
Molecular function (GO): phosphatidylinositol transfer activity
Source: RefSeq, a predicted model, not a curated record